Molecule: messenger RNA, 892 nt
Organism: Amoebophrya sp. A25
Lineage: Eukaryota; Dinophyceae; Syndiniales; Amoebophryaceae
Source: the annotation of a GenBank genome assembly
UUUGAAAUGUCAAAAAAGCGAAAAUGCAAACCAAUGCUACUAGUAGGAAGAGGAAUCAGACGAGUAAAGACGGACGUCGACGCCACUCUCCCGGCUCUGCAGAUUUUCUUGGGUCACCACCUCAAAACCGGCGACGCCGGAGAUGCAGUCGGAUGGUUCGGCAGCGGAAUGUCGUGGCAAGGAAGAACGCGGAGCUGCGUCCAUCUCUGCGGGCGCGAAGGUGAUGAGAGAACAGCGAGAAGCGGAAUGAUACUGCGGUACUAGAAGUUCAACUUCUUGGCAGGAUGAAGUCCUGACAUGAGUAACAAGAUCUAAGGCUCGGAGCAUAGCGAGCACUUAGAGGUGCGAAACGAUAGAAGACCCGGUUUUGGCAUUUUUCUACUUCGAGAAUAUCGUUACUACCACUUUGUAGCGGAACCACUUUGUAGCGGAGCGCGUCUUCAUUGGUCACUGGUAUAUUAGCGGUUGAGACCGGAAAGGAUCGAGAGAAUGACGGACCUUCACUCCAUGUGUGCUACUGCUCCUGCAAAGGCACGGGAGCAGAGCUGCAGCCCAACGGGUGCACCAUCGUGGUGCUGUGUACCCACAUCGAUGCAAGAACAUCAAAUUGUGACGUGCUCGGCGAGAAACAAAAGGAACAAGAGUCGACAGCGACGUGGACAUUGUUACGACUACGAAGAUAAAAAGAACAGUAAAUACUCAUCAAUACCCUAUCCCUACCGCAACUACAAAGGACAUCCAGCUGCAGGACCAAAGUACUCGACUAGACCGACCGCAAGGACACUGCGGAAACUGGUAUCGCCUUGUUUUCCCGGGCUGACCAUGAUUUGUUUGACUGGAGGUGCGGCGUUUGCCGCUGAGUUUCACAGUGCCACGACUUCAUCAUUCGCAC